AAGAAUCAGAGAUGUACAUGACAGGGGAAAUGUUUUUGUGAUGUAAAUAAGGUCUGAAGUGCUUGCGAUUGAAAUAUGUCAACAUUGGGAUAUGAAUAAAACAACAUCGUUGUCAGUCAAAUAAUAUAGCUGUAGACAUGACUGACCCUUCAAGUGAAGAUGAUGGUGUCUUGAGAGAAUGGGCACCAUUAGAAGAUUUGCUACAGCAGAUACCCUUGAAGGCACAACGUGGUUUGUUCACACAUGAGCUAAGCUUAACCUGUGUGGAUAUUUUGCCUGAAUACAUAGCAGUUGGAACUAAUCUUGGCUUAGUAUACUGGUAUGGUCGGCGUAACCGUGAUUUGCAGAGGUUACGCUGUGAGAACACAGCUGCUUCUGUGACAUGUGUGAAAGUAAUAUCAACAGUUGACUAUAUGGUGGCAGCAGGUAAUGACCAGGGAAGUGUAACAGUAUUCCAGAUUCCAAAGAGCCCUCCAGAUAAUUUACCGGAAAGUAUGAAACCUAAAAGAAACAAACAAGUUGAGAGGUACACCAUUAGUGGUCUCCAUACAUCAGCUGUUACUGCCAUUGAGUGGAGCAUGAAUGGAAUGAAGCUUUUUAGUGGAGACAAAAAUGGUCUAGUUGUUCUAACAGAAAUAGAUUUUUACAUGCAUUUAAGCAAAUCAGUUGAACUACUGAAUGAGAAGUAUGAAAUCGUGCAGCUUAGCUACAGUCAGCAGCUAUUACUCGUUUCAACAUUGUAUCGCAGCAUCCUCUGCCACCGUGAUGACCGCUGGAAGGUGGUACAAGUUGGACAAAAAGAAAGAAAAAUGCUUGGUCAUCUAGGUGCAACAUUAUCUCCAGGUACCGGCAGACCUCAGGAUCUGAUCAUUUAUGCCAGUCGGCCUGGUCUUCGUAUUUGGCUUGCAGACAGAAAUGGUGUAGUCCAGCAGACACUCAUAUACAAGGAUGCACUUUCUGACCAUCACCCAGAAGUGCCACUUAUUAACCCUCUACCAGAACGUUUGAGGACUGUUCGUGGAGAUCCUCAGUUUGGGCCUGUCAGGCAGUUUCAUGGGAAUCUGCUUGUUACAUAUAGUCCUGACUCUAUAUACAUUCUCGAUCCAUCUAAUAUCUCUGUUGUCGGAACUGUGUCGGGCCUUCGGGGUGUACUUGAUGUGUCUGUUUCAAGAGAUGAGAUUUUUGUGCUAGAAGGUGGUCGAAGUUUGAUUCGUUUGGCAUAUGGACCUGAAGCACCUCCAGCGCCAUCAGAAUUGCAAGGAUACAGACAGGAAAAUCAGCAGGAUCCCACAUUUAUGUCUAUACCUGUAUCACUGACAGACAACACUGUAACACUGACAUUGCGUGGAUUCACUUCAAAAUUCAAAGGAAGCACAAUUGUUCCGGCUAUACCAUUCAAUAAAUUUGGAUUAUUCAACAGAUUUGAUGGAAGUAAUGAGCCCAUUGAGCAUGAAGACAUUAACCCUAUUAUUACAGCAGACGAGGCCAUGGAACUUCCUCCCAUCAUUGCUAUGCCAACUGAUGACUUGGUGGAACUUAAUGUGGAGAGAAAACCUUUACAUUCAGAAAGUUCAAAAAUUGACGAGAACAAUUUACAAGGAAUAUUUCAACAGGGCUCAGAGAGGAAGUCGAACAAUCACAGAGGAUCAAAUGUUUCGUUAGACAGCUCAAGAGCUGAGAUACUUGAGAAAAUUGGGGAACAACAGUUUGAAGACAUCCUUUUCAAACCAAAACAUGGAAAGAACAAAUCAAGAAAAGUGGCCAAAAAUAAACACCUAUCAGGACUGGAAUCUGGAUCUGACUCUAUGAGCACAAGUACUAACAGCAUCCGUUCAGUUAAUUCUGACAGUGAAGAGGCUGGUAGCAGUGAACAAGUUAGUGGCAGUACUGACUGCGCCAGUACACCAACCAGGUGUAUUGACCCUAGUUCCUCGGAAGAUACUCUUGUGAGACUCAGUGAUUGUGUUGUAAGUGAAAAGACAGAAGUUGUGAAUGUAAAUGGUUUGAUCUCUGACAGUAGCAGGAAACUUGGGGAAAUCACUUUAAGCCAUAAUUCAGAAGAGAAAGACUGCAUAAUACCCCACAUUAAGCCUGAUUUGAGAAGUCCUGGUUCAAUAGAACGAGAUGUUGCAGAUAAAGAAAAGCGUCUUGCAAAAUUUCUUAACUUAGAUACUUUAUACAAAGAUGCUUCAGCUGAUCCAGAAGGUCCUGUAGCAAAUGGUGAGCUUUCUGAAUGUGUGACAAAUGAAAACUCAAACAAGGAUUUAGAAAGUCCUAAGCCACAAGAAGAUGCCUGCCAUGAUGUGAUUGCAGAUUAUAAGUGCCCUACAGAUUAUACUAGUAAUUCCACUAAAGACUGUGAAUAUUCAAAUUCAGUAGAAGUUUCUGAUGAGAAACUUUCAUCUUACAAUAGUGUACUCAGUUAUGGACCACCUUCAGGCAGCAGUGCACCACCUAGUGUCCACACUUCACUGGAUACUUAUUCACCUGGCCAACAAAGUGAUACUGUAGUAACUGAAAUAUCACCAAUUGAACGUGGGGACAAGUGGGUUCAGUUCAAAACUCCCUGCCCCAUCACCUCACUGUCCGUCUGUUCUCAUUAUGUUUGUUGUAUUGAUUCAAGAGAUUUUGUAUUCUUCAGCAAUUUUAGCCGUUUGGGAUUGAAGUGGCAGAAGCUUGAUAAUAAAGCUAGACAGGUUGUCAUGUCACAGAAUGGAGACUUGGUGUGGAAACUGUACAAAAAUACAGCCUAUGCUCUCAAACAGCCAUCUUAUAAAGGUCCCUUUGGUACUCAGUGGUUAGAAGCUGCUAAAGAUGUGCAGUGUAUAGCUGUGAGUGAGUCAGCAGCAUGGACCGUCUCUCUUGACGGCAGAGUGUACAUCCAUAAAUAUGUAACAAGAGAAAGGCCUUUCAGUACACCAGAGCAGGUUCCUUGUGUGUACAUGGCAACUCGUAUAUGUUGCUUCAGAGAGAGAGUAUGGAUUCUUACCACAACAGGAGAAGUUCUCUGGAGAUCUCAUAUUUGUGAGAAGACCCCUGAGGGAAGAAAAUGGAAUAAAGUUGAAGUACACAAUGUUGUAGACAUAGCUCUUGGGUGCCAUGAGACUGGUUGGCUCAUAGACUCAAAAAAUACAAUACUAUUUUCAGAUGACUUCACUGAACCAAAACCUUCAUGGUGGCAGGUUUUAGUGAGUGACUAUGUUUUCCAAGAGACGACACCACUGGAACAGUUCCGAAACAAAUUGACUGAUAAUUAUCUUUGCAAUCUUCGGCCUCAGUGUACUGUAAUUGUGGCAUGUGGUGAAGACACAUUAUGGAUAUCGGAAAAAAUGGCUACUUAUGUGUAUAUGAACAAGACAGAAUUCACAGGUCAUCAGUGGAGUGGAGUGAAUGUGAGGUUAUUGUACCCAGCUAUUAAAUGGCAGAUGGUCAGUGCUGAAGGCAUACAUGAGGAUAAAGGCCAGUUGUGGUUGUUCUCACGGGAUGGCAAUCUUUAUUGCUCAUCACCAGAUCUGCAUAACUUGCAGCCUGUGGAGUUGCCAAGUACUUCUCAAGUGGUGUGCCUUGCUGCCACACUGCGGGCAGCCUGGCUACUUACUGCUCAAGGGGAAGUCUUUAUUCGACAGGGGCUCAGUGAUACUUGCCAUAAUGGAUAUAAUUGGAAACGACUUGAUUUAUCACAAAUAGAUAAUGUUCGGUUCACUCAUGUGUCUUGUGGGCGAGAUGUCAUCUGGGCGUGUGAUGCACAAGGAGAUAUUUAUAUGGCAUUUGGAAUUCCUCAAUCUGUUUCAAGUUCCACGUUCUCUCCUGCGUGGAUACCAACGGAUGAAAGAACUCAUACCAAGAUUCAUUUUGUCAAAGUAUACGUUGGACCUGUAGCAGACAUGGUGUGGGCAAUUGAUGUCAGGAGGAAAGUAUACAUUAGAAAAGACAUACUACCAGAUUUUCCUCUUGGCAGUGGUUGGGUGCUGGUCUCUGGAAUUGAUGCUGUUGCACUGAGUAUCAGUGGGACUGCUGUUUGGGCAUUGGAUCCAGGAGGCAGUGUGUACAGGCGGUAUGGCAUAUCACCUUCCAAUUAUGUUGGUGAUUACUGGAAAAGGAUACCUGGAGCUGUGAGUGCUCUUACAGCUUCUGUGAAUGACGAUCUGUGGGCUAUUGAGAAGAAGGGGUCUCUUUUGAGGCAUCGACCAAAGACUGUAAAACUGUCAUUACAGCCACAAGAAUCAAAGAGUCAGGACUCUCAGGUGGCACCAGAUGAGGACUGGGAAGUCAUAUGACAAAAAAAGAGUGGCACUCUUAAUGCCAUUACACAGUAAUCAAACUUUCCUGAUGGAAAUGACUUUUGAAGCUGCAUCAGCUGGAUAUGGAUAUGUUCACAUAUUGUGUAUGUUUAAAUUUGUUGAGUUUCAUAACAGAAUGUAAAUUCUGUCAUGUUUUAUUUACAUUACAUUUUUGUAAGCCAGUGUAUAGCUAUUUGUUCUUUAUAUCCAUGUCAUACUUUUAAGACUAUGUUACCUUUACAUUGAUAUUAGAAUGAAGCUAAGUUGAGAUUUUCAUGAUGAUGUGUGUAUUUCACAGCAUUUUCUUUGUCACACCUUCUUUCUUCUUUGUCUGAACACAUUGUUCAGAUUAUAUUAGGGAUGAAACUAUUCCCUACUGAAUUACUAUCUCUUUUUGUGCAGUGAUGUCUGUAUUUUCCUUCCAACUUGUCUAUAAUGAAUUUUGAGCCAAAGAAGUACAAUAGGUGGCAGUUUGUUUUAAAAUCUUGUGAAGUGUUAUAUUUUUAACAGUUAACUAAAACAUUUUGUGAGUAAAAUAUUUCAAAAUAUAUAAGCUAUGCCACCUGUAGUUUACAAAAAAAAUCCUUUCUGUACACAAUAAAGAUGAUGACUGGUA
Messenger RNA from Schistocerca americana (American grasshopper), 4896 nucleotides. RefSeq lists its product as uncharacterized. Lineage: Eukaryota; Metazoa; Arthropoda; Insecta; Orthoptera; Acrididae. Gene Ontology annotation, molecular function: protein binding. The record is from RefSeq and is a predicted model, not a curated record.